This is a messenger RNA of Vanessa atalanta (red admiral), 1435 nucleotides long. Its product is annotated as cytochrome P450 4C1-like. Gene Ontology annotation, molecular function: oxidoreductase activity, acting on paired donors, with incorporation or reduction of molecular oxygen; iron ion binding; heme binding. The record is from RefSeq and is a predicted model, not a curated record. NCBI's taxonomy places the organism in Eukaryota, Metazoa, Arthropoda, Insecta, Lepidoptera, Nymphalidae. Bases 1 to 1278 code for a protein of 425 amino acids. The transcript has 8 exons.
AUGUUUAAUCCAGAAGACGUUGAGAUUCUUAUAAGUAGCACAAAAUUUAAUACCAAAGGAUACAUUUACGAAUUUAUGAAACCCUGGCUAAAUGAAGGAUUGAUUCUUAGUAAUGGCGAAAAAUGGCAUCAACGAAGAAAAAUCCUCACACCCGCUUUUCAUUUCAACAUCCUAAAUGAAUUCAAUUCUGUGUUAUGGGAGAAAAGUAAUGAUCUAGUAAAGAAGCUUAAAUUUGAAGUGAAUAAAAUAAAAACUGAUCUUCAACCUUAUGUAACUGACCUCUCAUUGAAUUCUGUUUGUGAAACAGCAAUGGGUAUAUCCUUAGAUAAAGAAGCGUCUAAUUUCUCGAAAACAUAUAAAAGUGCUGUACACAAAUUGGGUUCAUAUUUAUUUUAUAGAAUCCAAAAAAUUUGGCUUUAUCCAAAUAAGAUAUUCAGCAUUUCUCCCGUUGGACGCGACCAAAUAUAUCUACUGGAUCUUUUAAGUUCGUUUCGAAACAAAGUAAUUGCUAAAAGAAUAGAGAGUAGUGAUGAUAGAAAAAUAUGUACAGAUAAAGUAAAUGAUGAUUGUAAUAGUGUCGAUGAUACAAUCGGAACUAAAAAGAAAAGACUGGCGAUGUUGGACUUAUUAUUAGAAUCUGAAAAAGAAGGUAAAAUCGACAGGGAAGGAAUACAUGAAGAAGUUGAUACUUUUAUGUUUGCUGGAUAUGACACCACGGCAACCGCUCUUCAGUACGCGUUUAUGCUUUUAGCUAACCACAAAGAAGCCCAGGAUACAAUUUUGGAAGAGAGUGCUCAGAUAUUAAAUUCACCGGACAGUAAGCCUACCAUGAACGACUUAUCACAGAUGAAAUACUUAGAGGCGUGUAUAAAAGAAACCUUAAGGUUGUAUCCUCCUGUUCACUUUAUAAGUAGGCAAAGUGACCAACCGGUGCAAUUUACAAAGUAUAAGUGUCCUCCGGGAACAAAUUAUGUUAUUGUAAUCUACGAAUUGCAUAGACGAAGCGAUCAAUACGAAGAGCCUUUGGAAUUUCGACCAGAACGAUUUCUAAAGCCGCCAACUUGGCAUCCGUUUUCGUAUAUUCCUUUUAGUGCUGGACCAAGGAACUGUAUAGGUCAGAAAUUCGCGAUGCUAGAAAUGAAGAUGGCCAUCUUAGCUGUUCUCCGAGAAUACCGACUUUUACCCGUCACUAAGCCGGACGAUAUCGUCAUCUACAUGGAUAUGAUAUUGCGGUCAACGGAACCAAUAUACGUUAAAUUCGAAAAAAGAACUGUCUAAUAAUAAGAAAUAUAUUCCAGUGUACACCACCACUAGUUCUGAAUUGAAAACCCAUUGAAUAUAUUAUACAGUUGUUAAAAUUUUCCAGAAUGUACCUUUCAACAUCUUGCAGCAUCGUUGAUAGUGAGAGGCUGUUUUCAUUAAAUGGCCUCGUAUA